CACACACACACACACACACACACACACACACACACACACACACACAAAGCCUGAGCGCGAAGCAGUGUGCAGGAUGGUCGUGUCCUCCAGCAUGGACAGCGUGACCCCGCAGCCGGACCACGCGGUGGCUGCGCUCCCGAUGUGCGGUGAGUUCACGGGAUUCUCCCGGUUCCGCUGCACGCUGGUUCUGACGGAGUGUGAGCUCACGGUACAGAAGCACGGCCCCUGGGGGCGGAAAUCAGGAACGGUAACAGUGUUGGACCUACAGGACUGUAUAGGCUGCCGCGCGUACGGAGCCGAGGACGGACAGGACACGAGCGCGGGCUUGGCGGUGUAUUUCUACCCGGAGAGGAGACACUGUGCUCGGCUGAGCUGUUCUGCAGCCCGCCGCAGAGAGGAGCUUCGCUUCCGGGUGUCAGUGAGUCCGGAGCCGCGUGUAAACCUGGAGGAGGCGCAGAGAUGGAGCAGAGCGAUCCGGCACGGCUCCUACCUCCGGACAGGUGGUGUGUGUGCAGACAUGACGAGUCCCCGCAGGUUCCUGGUCCUGAUAAAUCCUCAGAGCGGCAAAGGUCAGGCCCUGGCUCUCUUCAACAACCAUGUGAAGCACAUGCUACAGGAAGCCAACAUCACAUACACACUUCAGGUCACAGAGCAUCAGAACCACGCCCGUGAGCUAGUACGAGAAGCAGACCUAUCUCAGUGGGACGCCGUGGUCAUCAUGUCCGGAGAUGGUCUACUGUUUGAGGUCGUGAACGGGCUCAUGGAGAGGGAGGACUGGGAGAAAGCCAUUCAGACUCCUCUCGGCGUACUGCCCGGAGGUUCAGGGAAUGCGCUCGCUGCGUCGAUACACUACUAUUCCGGGUCAAAGCCGGUAUCUGGUAAAGAGCUGCUAGUGAGCUGUGGCUUCAUGUUGUGUAAAGGCCUGGUGUCACAUCUGGACCUCACCUCAGUCUGCCUGGCAUCCAACCAGCGCCUGUUUUCCUUCCUGUCCCUCGCCUGGGGCUUUGUGGCCGAUGUGGACAUCGAGAGCGAAAAGUACCGGCACAUGGGUGCUGCUCGCUUCACCAUGGGGACUCUAGUGCGCCUCGCCUCGCUGAGAGUGUAUAAAGGGAAGCUGGCAUACCUUCCUGCCGAGGAACCUCAAGCCCCUUCAAGCUCCGAUUCAUCAGAAGUGUCCUUUACCGAUGGUUCCAACUCGUGCUCGGUUCAUUCAAGCAACUCAAAUUGUCAGAAUCACUGCUUGCACAAUUCUUGCAACUCCAACAAUGCCCACAAACCCAACUGGGCCAACGAGUCAUCAGUGACCUCAAAAGGUCCCACUGAUUCCCUCCUUGUACCCUUGGACCAGCCUGUGCCAACAAACUGGUCUGUAGUCAAGGAGGAGGAUUUUGUUCUGGUGAUGGCAGUGUACCAAUCCCACCUUGCUGAAGACUUAAUAGCUGCUCCCGCAUCCAGACUGGAGGAUGGAACUAUACACCUGAUGUAUGUUAAAGCAGGAAUCUCACGUCAAGCCCUCUUGCGCCUUUUCCUGGCCAUGGAGAAAGGUACCCAUUUGAGUAAAAACUGCCCCUUUGUGGUGUACGUUAAGGUGCGGGCACUUCGACUGGAACCUUAUGCACCCAAAGGGAUCAUCACUGUCGACGGUGAAGUAGUAGAAUAUGGGCCAGUGCAAGCGCAGGUCCACGGCAGACUUGCCAGGAUAAUAACCGGAUAGAUUUGUACAGAAAAGGCUAGAAAUGGUCGACGCAUAGAGUGAAUCGAAGACUGCAGGGUUAAUUAGCAAUAAAAAGAAAUGAUGAUUGCUAGUUCUUUAUUUAUUGUUAGAAUCGAAGGAAUGGACACAUUAUUGCGCCAGAUAGAGCGUCCUUUCUUUAAAGGAACGCUUCUACUUAAAAAAAUGCUAACUUUGCCGAUAACGAGUGGGCUUUAAAAAAGAUAUCUUACGCACUAACAUACAUAGCACUCAGUCUACACAAGGUUUGACUCGUUAUUCAGUCUGAGCAUCUUAGCAUGUGAAGGAAGACUUUGUCUUGGAAGCGAGGUACUACAGAUUCCAAGAGCGAUGACGUCUAGUGCGCGAGUGACGUCUGCUGCUGUUUUAAAGGUGCUACUGAUUGUAGUGACAAAUCCUGGAAAAGAUUGAAGAGAAAAUUAUUUAUUUUUUAUACCUCUGUUUUGUACACGUCAUGCUGUAAAUUAAAUCUGGAGAUUACGAAUCGGCUGCACGGGGAUUCGUGUACAGUGCUUUCGUUUUUCAGAUUUUUUUUGGUACCUAGUGCCAUCGAAAUAAAUUUUUUCUAAUAAAAUAUGAAAGAAAUUACACAUCCACACAUUGUUCUUUUGGGAAGCGAGUAUCAAAAACUUGUUCAUUUACCGAUCGACGUCAGCGCCCGAUGCGGUAACAUUCUGUGUAAAAAUCAGCAAAGGUUAUGUGACAAAAAGCUCAUCAACUUUUUUUUUUUUAGUUGCUUUUUAUAAAAAUUGAUCCACAAUGUUAGCCGAUCUUAUUUCCUAUUUCGAUUCAGAUUUGUCGGUAACGUUAGCUAAAUAGCAAAUUGGGUCGCUAUUCGACAUUCAAAAUUUGUCGAAUUUUUUUGUUUCGCAAUUAAAGGAGAUAAAAUUGUUUGGAUUCAAAUUUAGAUUAAGGGAUGUUUUGAUUUCUAAAUUUGGCCAGGUGAUGCUAGAACACGCCGAGAACACAAAUGAAAGCAUUGUACCGGAUUUAAUGGCAUUCCUGCAGUUUAAUCAUUGAUAAACACACCAUCUCUUUUUGCACAUGUUUUGGUGGUAUGAUUAGCUUCACAUCCGUCAUCACCAGGGCAGUUCAUGUUGACCCACGAUCACAUAAUCAUCUCCUUUAUAAAGUUUGUUUCGAUUGGCCAGACAAGGCCCCUAGCCACGUUGUGAAGUCACUGGAAAUAAAUGUGACCACGCUUCUGACUGAUCCCACGCAUUCUUACCAUUUUUAUUGUGAGGUCAUAUAGGACAGGUCUGAGAGCGUGAUUGGGGACACUAACAUUGAUUUGAAGGCUGCACUGGUUCACUUCCAACACCCCUUCCUCCAUCUUCAAAACACACAUUCACUCCCACACACACCCACCCUGUCUGAAGGCCCAGCUGGUUUGCACUGAUUACAUCCCCCCAUCAUCUAAACAUCAAUCCCAGCAUGCACCUUCUGUUUAUGACUGAACCAAGAAGAGAUUGUUGUAUUUAUUACUCUAUAAUGUAUACAUUCAUAUAUUAAAUAUGAUAAAUAAUAAUAUGUAAUAAUGGACUAAGCUAUUAAAAGUUGUUGUGGGUGAAGUGACGCUUUAAUCAGGGAAAUAAAAAUCAGAGGUGCUGGUCUUCUGCCAGGAGCGUAGGGUGGGUGGGUGUGUGUGUGUGUGUGUGUGUGUGUGUGUGUGUGUGUGUGUGUGUGUGUGCACGCACGCCAGUGUUUUAGGGAGGGGUUGUUUACUGACAACUAAAGCUAUGUUAAAUAACCAGCACAUUUACUUUAAACACUGGUUUAGAAUUAACACUGGCUGUUGAAGAAGCUUGGUACACAUAAACAGCCUGCUAUAUCAACAUACACAGAGAUAUAAAUAAGCAGGAGAUACUGUUUCUUACAGACUUGUGUGUUUGACUUUAUAACUUUAUUACACUUUAUUUAACACAAUAAUUAUUUUAGUGUUAAAACCAGCAUGUGCCCUCAGUGCAUCAUUGGUAAUGACUCUGGUCACUUAAUCACGAGGGAUGUGUAGAAUUUACGACCGAGCCCUGCUGUUUUUUUUUUGUUGUUUUUUUCUGCCGUGCACUUCACUAUGGGAUCGACCAAAGGUCAUGACCUCGCCCGUUUCCUCUGGGAACGAACCGAUCCUUUCAAACGGUAGUGAGUGAGCAUUUCAGAUGUAGAACCUUUGAGUCCGAUCUGGAUUUCUGUUCUGUUCAAACGAUUAAAUGCGGUAACACGGUCUUAGCUCGGACCUUUUCCGAAAGCUUAGCCGGCGAUUUAUUUUGUCUAAACAAAAUGAGUAUUUGGAGAAAACACGGAAUCGGAUGCUAUAAGCGCGUGAACGAAAUUAGCCGUAAUUCGGUGACUAUAAACGUCGACCGUUAUGACAAACCAUAAUCACAACGAUCCACAUUAGCCUUGAAAGAUCUCAUCGCCUUAAGCCUUACGAAGCCCAGAAUUCAAACCGGUCUUGUUUUAUUUCCUUCAUUGUUUCCUGUAAGUCAUCCAGUAGUUUGUGUAUCUGUAUCAUAUGUGUGUAUGUAGGUAUAGUAGUAGACUCUACCGCCUUAAAAAGAGCUCAUCAGCCUUUAUCUCUACUGAGUUAUGAAUAAAUCAUAUGAAUCAUGAACAAAUAUCCAGAAAAACGAGCUCAUUUGCACCUUUUGCAAUUUUGCACCUUUAUGAGACGUACUGUACGUGCUGUGAGACGCAUGGUUAUCGUUCGAGUCGUGAUUUUAACUAGCUAAUCUGAAUCUGAUGUAUUUUGUUGUGAUUUUUAUACUCAGUUUUCAGUUGUGGCAUCAUGCGGAACUAGAUAUUUUUGAUACGGUUGCAUGAGUGUGGAAACGACGCCGACGUUCCGCAUACGCGGUUGUGAAGAUAUGAAGAUAAGUGCCAGGCUUGAUCAUCAUCACUGUGAUUGUUUUACAUAUUUUAAUGGAAUCAAUUACUUUUAGAAAAUUGUACGCCUCAGAAAAAGACGUGUUUUUGUUCGAUCUUUGCUAACAGAUUUCUGUUACAUGUUAACUGCAAUCGACUCUUCAGCUUUAGUGUAAGAUGGAAGCUGAUUGACUCGUUGAUUGUUAAUAAACCCAGACUCACGUGUUUAUACACCAACAUUACUUUGAUCAUUAAUUUACCCAGAAUUCAGUGCUGUGAUUGCUUUCUCUUUUUUUUUGCUCUCUAUCAUACAAAAACUAUGCAGAUGUUUGUAAAAUCAAUGCUUAUAUUAAAAUCAAUGCUGUUACAGUGUGUGUUUUUGCAAACGUACAUAUCCACAAUUAAAGAAAUCUAUGAA
This is a messenger RNA of Tachysurus fulvidraco (yellow catfish), 5012 nucleotides long. Its product is annotated as sphingosine kinase 1. The coding region runs from base 74 to 1714 and encodes 546 amino acids. Gene Ontology annotation, biological process: cellular response to growth factor stimulus; negative regulation of apoptotic process; sphingosine biosynthetic process. The transcript is spliced from 5 exons. Lineage: Eukaryota; Metazoa; Chordata; Actinopteri; Siluriformes; Bagridae. Gene Ontology annotation, cellular component: membrane; cytoplasm; intracellular membrane-bounded organelle. The record is from RefSeq and is a predicted model, not a curated record.